This is a messenger RNA of Contarinia nasturtii (swede midge), 1453 nucleotides long. RefSeq names its product syntaxin-16 (gene Syx16). Gene Ontology annotation, biological process: vesicle fusion; vesicle-mediated transport; intracellular protein transport. Bases 390 to 1304 code for a protein of 304 amino acids. Gene Ontology annotation, cellular component: SNARE complex; membrane; endomembrane system. Lineage: Eukaryota; Metazoa; Arthropoda; Insecta; Diptera; Cecidomyiidae. The record is from RefSeq and is a predicted model, not a curated record. Gene Ontology annotation, molecular function: SNARE binding; SNAP receptor activity. The transcript is spliced from 4 exons.
UCUCGAUAAAUUCACUGUCUUCAAAUAUGAUCGAACUUCUUUGAAUCCGACCUUGGUAUUGAAAGUAAAUGCUGCUAUUGUUAGUUGUUAUUUACCAUCAAGCAAUUGUUGAAUGCAUACGUCACGUCAUUGAUUUUGUAUGGGAGGUGAACAAAACUCUUCGCUUUCACAGAAAAUCAAAGAAAAUAUGUUAUGGUACCAUUCGAAUUCACCAGAUGCUGUUCAACAUCAAGUAUAGAAAGCAGCAAGUUUAAUCCAAGUUUUGCUUCGACUUUUAAAUGCUUUGUUAGAGCUGGUAUAGGCACUGUUGAGGUGUCUUUUUUGUAAUUGCUGCUCUUUCCUGUAAUAUUAACAGGGCCUGUAUUCAGGACCGGAACUUUAAAAAUUAUAUGGAUCACUUACAAGUUCCUGAACAUCUCAGAGCUAAUAGCAGCUCAGAUGUUUUUCUGCGAAUCAAGCCAAAAUUGGAUGAAUUGGGUUCAUUGCACGCACGUCACUUGCUGCGCCCAUCAUUAGACGAUCGCUGCGAAGAAGAGGAACUCAUUGAAAAUCUUAGUCAAACGAUAUCAAAACUGAUUUCCUCAACACAUCGUCACAUUCAGUUCAUUCGUUCCAGUUUAGGACAGGGCAACAAACUGGAGCAGAGAUUAACAAAGAACGUAGUAACCCAUUUAUUGUUGUCACUACAAGAUGUGACUUAUCGUUUUCGAACGAGUCAAUCGAAUUACUUGAAGCAGUUAAAUUCGCGUGAGGCACGUUCAAAUGCUUUCUUCGAGACUCCCGAUUUCACGACAAUUGAUCUGAAUGAUGGUUCAGCAAUAGCCAGUUCUUCUUCUAAUGCACAUGCCGUGGAUACAUUUGAUAAUUUCCUAAAACCAACUACCUCCAAACCAACUGCGAAUUCAGACUAUUUUGAACAGAGUGACGAACAAAUUGACGAAUACUUCCAGAAAAGUAUAUCGCAACAAGGUCGAAUGACGCAAACGCAAUUGCUAUUAUUUGAAGAGGAAAAUACAAAAAUGGCCGAACAUCGUGAAAAAGAAGUCAUUAAGAUUGUAUCAUCCAUUGCCGAUUUACAUGACAUCUUCAAAGACCUAGCACAAAUGGUUCAAGAGCAGGGCACCGUUUUGGAUCGGAUCGAUUACAAUGUGGAGCAAACGCAGACUAAAGUCACUGAAGGAUAUAGACAAUUGCAGAGAGCGGAAAUGUAUCAACGAAAGAAUCGAAAAAUGUAUUGCAUCCUAAUUUUGGCAUCAACCACUCUAUUUAUGAUGAUUCUUUUGAUACUUACUAAAUUCCACUAAAUUUGAACAUUUUUAACUAUUUCGUUUGAACGAAUAGAAAAAUAUUUAUUGAAUUUUUUUGUCUGUGAGUUUCAUCUCUAGAUGUAUGGUAUAUGUUCUAAGUAUUGUAUUUUAUUUGAUUCCAUUAAAAAGUAUAAUAAUGCAAGUGA